ACGUCAACGGAACACGGCUGUCAGUAUAUAAAUCAGACUCCUAAUUCUAAUAGUUAUAGUAGAGCUAAGAGCCGUUGCGGUAUACUGAGUAAUACGCAGCAUUUAUUCAGAGUUUUAUUAUUUCGUUCAAUACUAUUUACAAGACUAAUUUAUACAUUUAAAGGAUUUCGCUAUCAUGGCUUCAAAUGGGAAUUCCGAUUGGUCAAGAAGCGUUGCCACGGGAACCUCUGACAGCGCGGGGUUUUCAUCUUCGGCUAAAACAGCAUCGGACAAAGUUUUCCUUGAAAUUUUAGGCUUUUCCGAGGGGAAGCCUGAAAGUUUAGCCUCCACGAAACCACCAAUGGAGAAACCAAAUAGCUUCUCCGCCAAAUUACUAAAUGGGGCUAUCGCUGGAAUGGUUGGGGUCACUUGCACAUUCCCCCUUGAUUUGUGCAAAACCAGAUUGCAAAAUCAAGGAAGUGGUCAACGCAUCUAUAAGAACUUUUUGGAUGUCAUGUGGAAGGUUGUAAGAAAUGAGGGCCCGAGAGGACUAUACAAAGGAAUGGGAGUCAAUGUGGUUCUUGUAAACCCUGAAAAAGCAAUCAAACUUGCUGUAAAUGACCAGCUAAGGCAGAAAUUUGGUGGCAGAAUGCACAUUUUACCGCUUCACCUUGAAAUGAUUGCUGGUGCCGCAGCAGGGUGUUGUCAAGUUGCCGUCACCACACCAAUGGAAAUGCUGAAGAUCCAGAUGCAAAUGGCAGGACGUCAUGCCACCACCGCAACAGCAAACAGCAGCCUGGUAGGAAGUAGCUCUUCCACCAAGGCGCACAUCAGCCGGUCAUACGGCACUGCUUCUGUUGCUGUCCCUAGGUCUGCUUUCCAGAUUGCUAAAGACCUACUGCUAACCAAAGGAAUUAGCGGUAUUUAUAAGGGACUUGGUGCUACUCUUGCCAGGGACAUCCCAUUCUCAUGCAUCUACUUCCCAUUAUUUGCCUAUUUGAACCUGAAGAGCAUUGAUAUGCAUGGAGGCAAGCCGCCGCUGAUCUACUGCCUUGGGGCUGGAUGUCUAGCAGGUAUGACAGCCAGUGUUGCCGUCAACCCUCUUGACGUAAUCAAGACCAGGCUACAGCUUCUCAACAGACCCCAAGGAGAGCCAAACUACAAUGGAAUUAUAGACUGCGCAAAGAAGAUCUAUUCCAAUGAAGGUCUGGCGGCAUUCUACAAGGGUGCCGUUCCUAGAAUGAUUGUAAUUGCCCCCUUAUUUGGGAUAGCACAGACAGUCUACUUUGUAGGCGUAGCUGAACGUAUACUAGGGGUUGAUGUGGACUCGAACUGAGGAGUCAUUUAAAUCUAUAUUGAUAAAUGCAGUAUACUAAGCCUGCUCCACUCCAAAUUAUUUCCCUAACAGAAGCAGCUAGUUUUUAUCUUCCAAAAAAAUAUCUCCUUCUCUAAGACCUUUUUGUAACAUUAUAUUUUUGUAGCAAUUUGCAUAUUCUUCUUUUAGACAAGACUUUAAGUUUGGAGUGGGGCUAGAUUGUAAUAUAUAAGCUUAAAUUAAAGAGUUUAAAAAUGAUUUGUAAAUAGAUAAAGAAAUGAAAUGAGAUAGAUAAUAAGAAGUGAUUACAGAGUAAGCAUUCUUAGAACAGUAAAAUGGUGACUUUUUAGACACAAAUUGAAAGGCACCCGGGCAAAAUAUGGUUUGCACAUUUUUUGUAUAUUGAGAAAACUUCUAUUUACAUUUAUUAUUUUGACGCAUUGGCUCUAAACAUAAAAGCAAGAGAGUCAAAGACCACCACAUAGUUCUGGGAACAAGUGUGUAUGGCUUGCUGGCUAAGUCAAAGUGUAUAUAGAUAAAGAGGGUUAUUUAAAAUGAAUAAUUUAUGAAAAA
Nematostella vectensis (starlet sea anemone) is the source of this 1867-nucleotide messenger RNA. Its product is annotated as mitochondrial glutamate carrier 1. Gene Ontology annotation, biological process: malate-aspartate shuttle; L-glutamate transmembrane transport; aspartate transmembrane transport. The coding region runs from base 176 to 1315 and encodes 379 amino acids. NCBI's taxonomy places the organism in Eukaryota, Metazoa, Cnidaria, Anthozoa, Actiniaria, Edwardsiidae. Gene Ontology annotation, molecular function: L-aspartate transmembrane transporter activity; L-glutamate transmembrane transporter activity. The record is from RefSeq and is a predicted model, not a curated record. The transcript is spliced from 8 exons.